CCCGCCCAGCUUGCUUCUCUACUUUCUCGACCCUCUGCGUUCGACAGACCCACCCCCUCGACCGUCGCCAUGGUUACGGUCCGCAACCCGUUCAAGCGGCAGAACUCGGUCGACGCUGUCGCCGACCCGACCCUCCAUCAGACCGUCUCGAACGAGGUCAAGACGCCGUCCGACGAGAAGGACGGCUACGCCGCCGACGUCCAGGACACGCUCCCGAUCGACAACCCGUACGGCGAGGUCCACAACGAGAAGAACCUGCUCGCCAACGGCAAGGAGCGCCCUAUCGAGACCGCCGAGGACAUCGCGACGCGCUGCAUCUCGCUCGAGGACGACCCGAACAUGGUCAUCCACACCUUCCGGAUGUACUUCCUCGCCAUCGGCCUCACCUGCUUCGCCGCCGUCCUCGGCCAGAUCUUCUACUUCCGCCCUCAGACGGUGUACGUCUCGCAACUGUUCCUCCAGGUCAUCGCCUUCAUCCUCGGCCGCACCUGGGCCGCCGUCCUUCCCAACGCGUCGCGCGGCAAGUUCUGGGCGUUCCUCAACCCGUGCGAGUUCACGCUCAAGGAGCACGUCGCCAUCCUCAUCAUGAGCUCGACCGCCACCUCGUCGGCCGAGGCCAUCUCGGUGUUCGCCGCCGACGACCUUUACUACGGCAUCACGCCCAACUAUGGCGUCGCCAUCUUUACGCUCCUCGGCUCGCAGCUUCUCGGAUACGGCAUCGCCGGCCUCCUCCGCUCGUUCUGCGUCUUCCCGACCUACAUCGUCUACCCGAACCUGGUCCCGACGGUCAACUUGUUCGACGCCCUGCACCGCGACAAGGACGUCGGCGCGCAGAAGAAGCGCCUGCGCUUCUUCUGGUACGUCUUCAUCGCCAUUUUCUGCUGGGAGUGGGUCCCCGAGUUCAUCGCGCCGACCCUCACGGGUAUCUCGAUUUUCUGCCUCGCCAAGCGGGACUCGGCAUGGGUCACCCGCAUCUUCGGCGGAGCCAACGGCAACGAGGGCCUCGGCAUGUUCUCGAUCUGCCUCGACUGGAACUAUGUCGGAUCCGGCGGCGGCUCGCUCGGCGCGCUCUUCACGCCGUUCACGACCCAGGUCUCGCAGUUCAUCGGAAUCGGUCUCUGCAUCAUCCUCUUCUGCUCAAUGUACGCCACCAACACGUGGAACGCCGCCGCCUUCCCCUUCCUGUCGCAGAAGCUGUUCUACAAGAACGGCUCGGACUACGACCAGCUCGCCAUCCUCAACGCCGACUUCUCGCUCAACGAGGCCGCCCUCGCCGAGCAGGGCAUUCCCUGGUACGCCGCGUCGAACGCCAUCUACUACCUCGGCUGCAACCUCGCCAUCGGUGCGACCCUCACGCACGUCGCCAUCUGGUACUGGCGCCCGAUCCUGAACGCCAUCAAGGGCUUCCGCACUCGCUCGAUCGAGGACCCGCACUACCAGAAGAUGCUGGUCUACAAGGAGGUGCCGAUGUGGGUCUACGGCGGCAUCAUCCUCGCGUCGUUCGCCAUGGCCAUGGCCACCUGCUACACCGGCCACUCGCAGCUGCCGUGGUGGGCUUUGAUCGUCGCCAUCCUCCUGGCCUUCUUCAUGUUCCCCUUCGUCUGCGUCAUCUACGCCAUCACGGGCUUCAAGACGGACGUGCAGCAGCUCGCGCAGAUGCUCGGUGCCGCCCUCGUCCCGGGCAACUCGCAGGCCAACAUGUACUUCACCCUGUACGGCUACAACUCGUGCGCCCAGGGCCUGUCGCUCGCUCGCGACCUCAAGAUGUCGCAGUACACCAAGCUGCCUCCUCGCGUCACCCUCUUCGUCCAGUCGCUCGGCACCGUCAUCGGCGCCAUCCUCCAGCUCAUCAUCAUGAAGUCGGUCAUCAGCGCUCAGCGUGAGCUGCUCCUCGACACCCAGGGCUCCAACAUCUGGUCGGGCCAGCAGGUCCAGUCGUUCAACUCGCAGGCCGUCUCGUGGGGCGCCCUCGCCAAGCACAUGUACGGCCCGGGCUCGCCGUACCAGAUCAUCCCGUACUCUAUCCUCGUCGGCCUCGCGGUCCCGCUGCCGUUCUACUUCGCGCACAAAUUCUGGCCUAAGAUGCGCUUCGACCAGUUCGUGUCGCCGAUCACCUGCUGGUGCCUCGGCAACCUCUCGGUCGGCAUCAACUCGUCCAUCUUCACGACGAUGCUCCUCGCCAUCUUCUCCCAGUUCUACCUUCGCCGGUACCGCGCCACCUGGUUCCGCAAGUACAACUACCUCAUGUCGGCGGCGCUCGACGGCGGCACGCAGCUCUUCGUCUUUAUCGCCACCUUCGCGCUCUUUGGUGGUGCUGGCAGCGAGCAGACGAUGCCCAACUACGCGCUCAACCCAACGGGCAACCUCGACUACUGCAUGCGCCUUACGUAGACGGCGCGAGAAGGUGGUUUAGGAAGAGGAGAAGACGGAUUCCCCCAGUUGUGCUUUAGUUUUACCCUUCGUUCGUUCUCUCGCACUGUGUCUACAUAGUGCGCCCGGGUCUGCAAUCAGCGCGAUUGCUCAGUC
Molecule: messenger RNA, 2526 nt
Organism: Rhodotorula graminis WP1
Lineage: Eukaryota; Fungi; Basidiomycota; Microbotryomycetes; Sporidiobolales; Sporidiobolaceae
Exons: 11
Coding region: 70-2391 (773 amino acids)
Biological process (GO): transmembrane transport
Molecular function (GO): oligopeptide transmembrane transporter activity
Source: RefSeq, a predicted model, not a curated record